Naegleria lovaniensis is the source of this 2988-nucleotide messenger RNA. RefSeq lists its product as uncharacterized. Bases 1 to 2988 code for a protein of 995 amino acids. Lineage: Eukaryota; Heterolobosea; Eutetramitea; Acrasida; Naegleriidae. Gene Ontology annotation, molecular function: 5-oxoprolinase (ATP-hydrolyzing) activity. Gene Ontology annotation, cellular component: cytosol. The transcript is spliced from 8 exons. The record is from RefSeq and is a predicted model, not a curated record. Gene Ontology annotation, biological process: glutathione metabolic process.
AUGAUACGGGCUGUUCCCAGAGGACAAACUGCGUGUGUGGAUGCAUAUUUGAGCCCAAUCAUUAAGGAAUAUGUCAAAAAGUUUUGUGCAGGAUUUUCUGAUUAUGACAAGCUGUUGAAACGUGUCACAUUUAUGCAAUCCAAUGGAGGGCUAACUCCAGCUGCUAAUUUCAAAGGUUGUAACUCCAUUUUGAGUGGCCCUGCAGGUGGUGUAGUAGGUUAUGCUCAAACGUCCUACAAUGCUGAAGAUGGUAUUCCAGUAUUGGCAUUGAUAUUGGAGACAGAGACAGCAGGUGUUACUAUUCAAGCACCUCAAUUAGAUAUUACAACAGUGGCUGCUGGUGGAGGUAGUAGAUUGUUUUUCACAAAAAGUGGAGUGUUUCAAGUGGGUCCAGAAUCUGUGGGUGCAAAUCCAGGACCUGUAUGCUAUCGAAAGCAAACACUACUUCCUCAAAAACGUCUCGCCAUUACCGAUGCUAAUUUAUUCUUGGGAAGAUUAAUGCCUGAGUUUUUCCCUAAAAUUUUUGGUCCUCAAGAGAAUGAACCUCUCGAUUAUGAAGUCACUAAGAGAGCUUUUGAAGAACUGACCAAUGAAGUGAAUGAAUUUGAGCUCAAAAGAAAUGGAGAUAAGGCUCAAUUAAAAAGUCCUGAAGAAGUGGCCUAUGGAUUCAUUCAAGUUGCCAAUGAGUCCAUGUCUCGUCCCAUUCGAUCCAUUACAGUUGCGAAAGGUUACGAUACACGCGAGCAUAUUCUUUGCUCGUUUGGUGGUGCAGGUGCUCAACAUUGUCAAGCCAUUGCUCGUAAUUUGGGAAUGAAAAAGGUAUUUAUUCCAAGACAGUCUGGUAUUUUGAGUGCUUAUGGCCUUGGACUUGCAGAUGUUGUUUUUGAUGAACAAGAGCCAUGUGCAAAAGCAUAUGAAACAGAAAACUUUUCCUAUUUUACAAAACGUUUGGAAGAUCUCAGAAUCAAAGUUGUUGAUGAUUUGAAACGUUCUGGUUUUGAUGAUUCUAACAUCAAGACUACCUACUAUCUCAAUAUGAAAUAUAAAGGUACGGACUACUCCAUCAUGACAACCGUUCCAGAAAAGUUAAAAAAGGAACAUGAUGGAUUAGAUGGGGAUUAUCUAGCAGAGUUUGAAAAGGCCUACAAGAGAGAAUAUGGAUUUAUUAUUGCUGGUCGAUCUGUCAUUGUCGAUGAUAUUCGAGUGGUUGGAAUUGGAUCAACACCUUCCAUCAGCAAAAUUGAAAUUCCACAAUCCACACAAAAACCUCAACCCAUGACAUUUACAAAAACGUAUUUUGAAGAAGGAUGGACUGAAACAGCCGUAUAUAACUUGGAAAAUUUGGGUGCAGGAGAUGAAAUUCAAGGACCUGCCAUCAUUAUUCAUGAAACAACGACCAUUCUAGUGGAACCUAACGGAACAGCCUCCAUUACCAAAUAUGGAGAUGUUGAAAUAACUCUCUCUGAGAACUCCAUUUCUACAAACAUUAAGGAACGAUUGGAUUUUUCAUGCGCCUUAUUUUCUCCUGGUGGUGACUUAAUUGCCAAUGCUCCUCACUUGCCUGUUCAUCUUGGAUCCAUGAGCGAGGCUGUAAAAUUCCAAAUCAAACAUCUUGGCGACUCGUGGAAAGAAGGAGAAGUAAUCAUUGCCAAUCAUCCAUGUGCUGGUGGUACACAUUUGCCUGAUAUUACAGUCAUUACACCAGUGUAUUCGAAUGGAAGAGUUGUUUUCUAUGUUGCAAAUAGAGGUCAUCAUGCUGAUAUUGGAAGUAUUAGUCCAGGUUCCAUGCCACCCUUCAGUAGACUUCUCUCAGAGGAAGGAAUGGCCAUUAUUUCUCUUAAGAUUGUUGAAGACGGCGUCUUCCAAGAAGAACGAAUUACACAGCAAUUACAAAAAUCUGGAGCCAGAUGUAUUAAAGAUAACAUUGCCGAUCUCAAAGCUCAAAUCGCUGCCAAUACGAAAGGUAUUUCUCUACUCCAAGAUUUAAUUAAUGAAUAUUCAUUGGAAGUCGUACAGAGCUACAUGCAACAUGUUCAAGAUAAUGCUGAACUCGCUGUUCGAGAAAUGCUUCAACAAGUAUUUGAUGAUCAUGCACAAAAUUCCAAUGAGGAAUCUAUUCGUGUAUUAUCCGAAGAUUUUAUGGAUGAUGGCUCUGUCAUCAAGUUGAAUUUAACAAUUCGUAACCAACGACAUGAACAAUUCAAAAGUGACUUGUUGAGAAAGCUUCCUGUGGCAGAAUUUGAUUUUACUGGAACUUCAGAAAUGGUGUUGGGUAAUAUCAAUGCACCAAAAGCAAUUACCACAAGUGCCAUUCUCUAUAGCUUGAGAUGUCUCGUCAGACAAGAUAUUCCUCUCAAUCAGGGAUGUCUUGAACCUAUUACCAUCAAAAUUGAAAAACAUUCAUUACUGGAUAUUGGUGAAGAUGGAAUUGUUGGAGUCGUGGCUGGUAAUGUUUUAACCUCUCAGAGAAUUACAGAUAUUAUUCUUAAAGCUUUUUCUGCUGCUGCUUGCAGUCAAGGUUGUAUGAAUAAUUUCACAUUUGGAAAUCAAACGUUUGGAUACUAUGAAACAAUUGCUGGAGGAGCAGGUGCUGGACCAUACUGGAACGGUUGUUCCGGUGUUCACACGCACAUGACAAAUACUCGUAUUACUGAUGUUGAGAUUUUAGAGCGAAGAUAUCCUCUCGUUGUGAAACAGUUCAGCUUGCGACCAAAUACGGGAGGACAUGGAAAAUUUAGAGGAGGGGAUGGUGUGAAUCGAGAAUUUGAGUUUUUGGAACCUCUUCGUGUGGGAAUUCUAUCUGAAAGAAGAGUCUUUUCUCCAAGUGGUUUGUUGGGAGGUGAAAAUGGUGCAAAAGGAAAGAACAUUCUCGUUACAAAAUCUGGUCUCGUCCACAAUUUAGGAGGAAAGAACAGUUUUGACGUUCAGCCUCAUGAUCAUGUGUUAAUUCAAACACCUGGAGGUGGAGGUUUUGGAAAACAACAUUAA